AUGGCGGCGGAGGGAGAGGACCCUCUGGGCUAUUUCGCGGCCUACGGCAGCUCCAGCUCCGACUCGGAGGCUGACGAGCCCCAGCCCGACGAGCGCCAGGCGGGGGGCGGCGCGGCGGCGGGGGGCAGCCCGGGGCGGCGGCCGCGGCUGCCGCCGCCCGACGAGCUCUUCCGUAGGGUGUCGCAGCCGCCCGCCUUCCUCUACAACCCGCUCAACAAGCAGAUCGACUGGGAGAGCCGCGUCCUGCGGGCGCCCGAGGAGCCCCCCAAGGAGUUCAAGGUGUGGAAGAGCAACGCCGUGCCCCCGCCGGAGACCUACAGCCCGCCCGAGAAGAAGCCCCCGCCGCCCCCUGCCCUCGACAUGGCCAUAAAGUGGUCCAACAUCUACGAGGACAACGGCGACGACGCGCCCCGGCAGGCCAGCAAAGCCAGGUUUCUGCCGGAUGAGGAGCAGGAACCCCUAGAAUCGGAUGGUGAAAAAGAUGAUGAACCAGCUUCCGCUAAGAAACGUAAACUAGACUCUGGGGAGCGGACAAAGAAGAAGAAGUUAUAAGCAGGGCGUGCUGGAUUUAGCCAUAAUGAGAAUUUCAAUGAACUUGGAUUCCUCUGCUGGAAUGGGAAACAAAUACAUGUUUACGGAAUUUCUCUCUCCUGUCGGGUAGGGAAUUUUAUUUCUGUAGUAUGCUUGCCUUUUGGAAAGCACAAAGUUAAAUGGACAGUGUCGUGACAGAAACUCGCCUACUGAACAAAAUUUAAACCUGUUUAUUUGAAAGAGGGAUUUAGAAAAGGGAUCCAUUGUGAUGGAUACUUGUGCUCCUGCAGGUUACAGGGCUUCAUGGUAUUUUGUUUAUCAAGAAACCUGGUAACGUGAGCUUUUCUGGACUGACUUUUCCAUCGUGUCAAAACCUUUUAUAAAGGAGUAUAUACUAAAGAUUCUUUAAGUACUGUCCUGUGAUAUGUUUGCAUAAUGUUAUUUUGAAAUGUAUGUGAAGACUGCAAAUAGGUCACUGGAAUAAAACUACAUUUGAAAACAUCUGCGGUAUAAAUAUUGCAUUGCAUGCUUAGUGCAUAGGAGGGAUGAAUUCUGUACUGUAUGCAUUUCAGUGAUGUAUUUCUUAUGACACAACAGAUUCCUCAGGGUUUUGUUUGUAAUAAAUAUAUAACUGCAAACUGAAAAAACAUGGAGCUAAUAAUGGAGUUUAAUAUUUGAUAAUUAGUUUUGAUGUUAUGUGAUCUGCAUCAGUGAAACAUCAGACUAACUGAUGCAGGAAAAAUUGAAGCAUUUAACAUAUUCUUCCUAAAAUUGAAAAUAGAAUCUAGAUAUUUAUGUGGAAAAAAAUUAUGACAAAGCUGUGACAGAGUCCUUACUGCCAAAUUGUAUUUA
Gymnogyps californianus (California condor) is the source of this 1383-nucleotide messenger RNA. RefSeq names its product chromosome 8 C1orf52 homolog (gene C8H1orf52). Bases 1 to 552 code for a protein of 183 amino acids. The transcript is spliced from 3 exons. NCBI's taxonomy places the organism in Eukaryota, Metazoa, Chordata, Aves, Accipitriformes, Cathartidae. The record is from RefSeq and is a predicted model, not a curated record.